UAUAAGAACGGGUGAUGCAACGUACCGGCCAGAAGCGCAACUUUACGCACCAGCAGAAAGAGAAACAGAAGAAGAGGGCAGCGACAGAAACAGGAGCUUUUUGUUUUCUCCACAUCCACUUCAUCUGACCGAGUCACUCAAAGCUUUAACAGAAUGAUGCUGCAGCACUCGGGUCCCUCGCUGGCUGACAUCAGCUGCUCUGCCCUGGUGCCCUGCCUCUCCCCGCCGGGGACACUCACCCUGGACGACUUCACCAAUUUCACGCCCAUUGUGAAAGAGGAGCUGCGGCUGGCCAUCCAGACCAAGCGGCUCUCCAACGGGCUCAGCGCAGACAUGAGCUCCGACGGCGCCAGCUCCAGCUCGGACCGAGCCUCAGAGUACCUCGCCUGUGAAUCCGGCGUCAAGAGAGAGGUGACACCUCAGGAGCACGACAGGAGGAAGAGACGGAGAGAGAGGAACAAAAUCGCUGCUGCCAAGUGCCGCAACAAGAAGAAGGAGAAGACAGAGUGUCUGCAGAAGGAGUCAGAGAAACUGGAGAGUGUCAACGCGGAUUUGAAGGCUCAGAUCGAGGAGCUGAAGCAGCAGAAGCAGCAGCUGGUCUACAUGCUCAACCUGCACCGGCCGACCUGCAUCGUCCGAGCCCAAAACGGACAAACGCCCGAGGAUGAGAGGAAGCUCUUCAUCCAGCACAUCAAGGAGAGCACCUUUCAACUCCACAACCUCACCUCCUCCUCCACCACCACCUCCACCUCUUUGUCCACAUCCAUCUCUUCAGUAGCACCUGUAGACGGGAUUUCUGACCCUCGAUCACAUUCAGUGUCCCAGUCACCUAUGAGCGACCAGGUGUUUUUGCCACUUUUCUAAGACUCGCAAUGCUUCCACCUGCUGCCAUCGUUGUAGCGCAGAGUGUUCGAGAGGCAGGUGGAGCCGCCACAUAGACUUAUGACCUGAGAAUGACAAUGAGGUAUAAUGAACGCCACCUUCAGAUGACUCCUCAGUCUCAUUCACCAUCCACAGAGCUGCUAGAAGUGGCAUAAAGUGACCUCAGCACCUCCCACUCCCUGAAACCGUAGCUGCUGAUUGGAUAGGAAGUGACAUACCAUGGACAGCACCUUGACAUACAUUGUGUUUUUUUUUUUUUUUUCAAACAACAUUACAAACAGUCAGGGCCAAGGACAGAUGCUAAAGCACUAAAAAACAAAACAAAAACAUCAGUUGCUUUUUUUUAAUUUACUGGUAUUUUGAAUAGAUGAGAGUGAUUUAGUGUCUGAUUUUUGUACCAAAGCGUGAUUUCAAGGUGAUCAAAGCACGUAAUUUAACUCUUCACCCACAGAGAAAGUAGACACAGAUUGAGUGUGUUUGAGCUGCAAGUCACUGACUUUAAAAAAAUCAUUGUUGUUUGUGCUUAGUGUAUGAAAAAUUGUAUAUUUAUUAAGUGAUGACAUGUCAUCAUUGCCGUAUCAACCCUGUCUGCUUGUCCUUUAUCCAACGCGAACUACUAAAUUUGCUGCUACUACUAACCACUCAGGACCUACGCUAUGUGUAGAAUGUUGAUUUCAUAUGGUUUUUGUUCUGUUUUUAUUUUAUUUUUAAUUUUUUUGAUUGCCCCAUUUAAGAGUUAACCUCUCAAAAAGUGUGUGUACAGGUUAUUUGCUGUCAAUCAAGAUAGCAGUAGCAGUCACAAAAGGGAAAUGUACUUUGCAGACAGGGUUUAUAAUUCUGCACUUAAUAAAAUAGCAUAGUAAAAAUUACAAUAUAAUCAUAUAUGCAGAUAAUAUCUUACAUUACUUAACAAUUUGAAAUUCGUUGGCAAGCAAAAUUGUCCCCCAAAAAUUGAAUACUGUAUAUAAUUUCACAAGUACACUUUAUUUAUCACUGCGCUCCCUCUUAAGGUAAACAGAACUACUGUUGCUUUUUACAUCCUCUGUGACGAUGAAGCUACACAAGUACGAGUGUUAUUUUUCAGACAUGUUGUUUUCUACCUAAAAUCUUGUAUAUUGUAUUGACUGCGCAUUAACUCUGUGCUACUGUAUGUAAACACCGGAUGCCUCCUUUGGUCUUGACAGAGCAAAACAAAAAAGAUUGUUAUUUUUUAAAAUGUAUUUUAUGAAUAACAUUUGGUUUGGAAGUUGUGUUCACUAGAUAUCACUAGCUAGGUAUCAGUAGUGUUGCAUCAGCUUUCGGCUGGUCCUUUAACACGCCUGACUCUGAAGUUAUGCAAGAUGAUGUUAUAUUAUACUGUGUGUUGUGAACUUUAUCAGUAUCCAGGCUUCAACUCACUGCCAAAUAUUUUUCCCUCCUUCCACUCCCCUUUCCUCUCUCUGGCCUGUUCGCUUUAGAGUGAAAUCAUCCCUCAAGAGAAAUGUGGUUUAUUACGCAAACAAAAACUGAGGGAGUGUAAUGAACGAGAAUUAAGAGGCUAUAUUCUUGUGAAAUACUAAUCGAAUCAAUCCAAAGUGUCCAUCAAUAGCCAUGCAUCUUUGAGCAAGACACUGAAACGCUCUUUUUCCUCAGUCAUUGAAAUUCACCCUACAGCUAACACGUCAUAUGGGAAACUCUGGUUAUCAGUAUUUGAAUAAUUGUCAGCAAGUCACAACCCUUCCCCAAGCAGACUGAACAUUGAACAUCGUGUUAGCAUCAUCUUAUCUGCGUUAUAGCAUCUAAGGUUAUCUUAAAGGUUUGUCACUAUUGGUUCUUAACAGAAGAGUAAUAAUUUAUGUAUGAACAGCACAUUACUGUAUAAAGAUUCACAGUGAGGACUGAAGUUUUAUAUUUUAUGUUUGCAUGGUAGAAGUUUGAGAGCAGAAGGUUUAUAUUGUUUAUCAUGUGUAUUAUGUAAGCAGGAAACUUUGAGAGUCACACGGUUAAAGGGACGCAGGCGUCUGCGUGUGUUCAUGGUGUGUAUGUUGUUUUUGUGGUUGAAGUUGUCCAUUGUCCCGUUGCUAGUGAUGGCUAGAUAGCUAAUAGGCACUGAGUUCGAUGCGUAUGUAUUCUAUUGUGCCUACUUCUACUGGUGGCUGUUUUUGUUUCGGUAGCUGCUCGACUGUUGGAGCAUCAUAGCCUAAAUGAAUAAACUGUAGGCUGUCAGGUAUAACUGCUACUACCAAUGUGUACUUCCAUCUUUGUGAUCUGUCAACUUUUGUUUUUGAUACUUUGUUAAUUAAAAAUAUGUAUUGCAAAUGA
This is a messenger RNA of Siniperca chuatsi (mandarin fish), 3183 nucleotides long. It is a transcript of the gene atf3, whose product is annotated as activating transcription factor 3. Lineage: Eukaryota; Metazoa; Chordata; Actinopteri; Centrarchiformes; Sinipercidae. Gene Ontology annotation, molecular function: DNA-binding transcription factor activity, RNA polymerase II-specific; RNA polymerase II cis-regulatory region sequence-specific DNA binding. The record is from RefSeq and is a predicted model, not a curated record. Gene Ontology annotation, biological process: regulation of transcription by RNA polymerase II. The coding region runs from base 154 to 864 and encodes 236 amino acids. Gene Ontology annotation, cellular component: nucleus. The transcript is spliced from 4 exons.